Messenger RNA from Phanerochaete carnosa HHB-10118-sp, 1039 nucleotides. RefSeq lists its product as uncharacterized. The transcript has a single exon. The annotation marks the transcript as partial. The record is from RefSeq and is a predicted model, not a curated record. Lineage: Eukaryota; Fungi; Basidiomycota; Agaricomycetes; Polyporales; Phanerochaetaceae.
CGGCCGACUGUACAUAGGAUGAUUCUAGCUUUGAGCAAGAGGCUACUAAAUACGCUUGUGCCCUCCUUGAUGCUCCGGAAGCGUCAUACAAAAUUCCCACAGCGGACGAAAAGUUCAGACACAAGAAAGCCCCAGCCUGGUGGGACUGUGUCCAGCUCGCGCAGUCUUACAAUCACUCCCUCAACACGCUCGUAACCGUAGACAACCAUCACGACGACUGUAACGGAAAAGGAUUUGAGACAUCCGCAGCGCCGUCGAUGGUCUUUGACGACGAAUCCGACGACGAGCACGACGACGGCUUGCGCACACCGCCUCCAGUCGCCUGCAUCAUGUCGCCUGCUCGCGCGAGCACUCUCCCAUCAGGGCUGGGCCUGCAGCUCGGCGUUACCCCCUCCCCUUCCCCUACCCGCGAGCCCAAGUCGUCUCCGAACAGAGAAACCUUGCUCGAGCCGCUGCCGUUCCUUGGCCUCCCAAUCCCUUUCACGAACUCUCACUCUCGGGUAACGAACGUCAGUCGCACUGACGGGUCGCGCGCGUGGGUGACCCGGAAGGUAACAUUCCGUGCAGGCGGCCCCAGCUGGCGGUCGUCGCGAAAUGUUCAGGAGGCUGCGUCCACGUUUGCGUCGUGACGAUCUGCGCUGGGUAUGUCGGCCGGCCACCUUGAUUAACGGUGGAGGCUUUCUUGCGCUCUAUCGGCUGCAAUGCACUACGAAUUGCGUUCUGCGCCACACGCCCCAACUGUUACGAUACGAAUGCGAUUCAUACGAGUUCUUACGACCAUCACGCUCUACUAUUCUAUUUAUUACUAAUUUUGUAGCAACGCCUCGGUGUAUAUUAUUCUCUGCUAGCGUGUGCUCUGGGUCGCUUGUCGUUCUUAUGGGGAUCGUGGAGUGUGAGCUACUCUUUGUUGUCAGUGGCAUAGUGCAUAUACCCUAUACACUAUUGUACCAAGAUCUAUUUCUAGUUUCGUAGCACUGUGAUAUCGGUGUGGAAAUCGAAGUACGAUACGCAUAACUGAGUACGAGAUAUGCGAAGGCCU